This is a messenger RNA of Entelurus aequoreus (snake pipefish), 3785 nucleotides long. RefSeq lists its product as uncharacterized. NCBI's taxonomy places the organism in Eukaryota, Metazoa, Chordata, Actinopteri, Syngnathiformes, Syngnathidae. The record is from RefSeq and is a predicted model, not a curated record. Bases 1 to 2943 code for a protein of 980 amino acids. The transcript has 2 exons.
AUGCACGGAGGUGUGCGGGAAGGCAGUUGGGGGCGAUCAUGCUCCAAAAUAUGCUUGGUCCGUGUAUACCCUGCAAGUCAACGAGAGAAAGCUGUUAAAGCAUAUGCUGUCCUCGAUGAGCAGAGUAACAGGUCGCUGGCCAAGAGUGAGCUAUUUGACCUGUUUGGCAUUGGAUCAGGUGCCACUCCUUACACCCUUAAAACAUGUGCAGGGGUCAUGGAAACAUCAGGAAGACGCGCAAAUAAUCUUAUUGUAGAGUCAAUAGAUGGCAGUGUACAGAUCCCACUGCCAACAUUAAUUGAGUGUGAUAUGAUGCCCGAUGACCGUGCAGAGAUCCCCUCAGCAGAAAUAGCACAUCAUUAUCCGCACCUCAAGCCAGUGGUAGAUAAAAUACCAGCUAUUGAUCCUGAGGCAGAUAUUGUCAUUCUUCUCGGCAGAGACAUCCUACGUGUACACAAAGUACGUAGACAGUACAAUGGACCCAAAAAUGCACCAUAUGCUCAGAAAUUGGACCUCGGCUGGGUCAUUGUCGGAGACGUAUGUCUAAAGGGAGUCCACAAGCCAAGCAGCAUUAAUGUCUAUAGGACCAAUGUCCUACCUAAUGGACGGACGUCGUUCCUGAGUCCAUGUACAAGUGUUAUUCAUGUGAAAGAAAAUUUCGACAAGAACACACCAAGGUCACGUAAAGAGACAGGUCUCCUGGAAGAUGACACUGAUGAACUUGGAAGCAACAUAUUUGAGAGGACAAAGGAGGAUGAAAAAAUAGCAUGGUCUAUUGAUGACAAAGCCUUCCUUGAGAUCAUGGACAACAAUGUCUACAUGAAUGAUGCUAACACCUGGGUAGCACCCUUACCAUUCCGUUUCCCAAGACAAUGUCUGCCGAACAAUAGAGAGCAAGCAGCAAAACGACUGCCAUCUCUAUGUCGCACACUGGAAAGAAAGCCAGUUAUGAAAGAACAAUACACAGAGUUCAUGCAGAAAAUCUUUGAGUCAGGACAAGCAGAGCUAGCUCCACCAUUGAAGGAGAAGCAAGAGUGCUGGUACUUACCAACCUUUGGUGUCUAUCACCCUCAAAAGCUGGAUCAAAUACGCGUGGUGUUUGAUUCUAGUGCUAAACACGGAGGUAUUUCCCUCAACGACGUCCUCUUGAAAGGACCAGACCUGAAUAAUACCCUUCUUGGAGUCCUUAUUCGCUUCCGCAGAGAGCCGGUUGCAGUGUCCACCGACAUACAGCAGAUGUUUUACUGUUUCACAGUCUGGAAAGAACACCGUGACUUUCUAAGAUUCUUGUGGUUCGAAGACAACGACUUCACAAAACCAGUGACUGAAUACCGAAUGACGGUGCAUGUGUUCGGUAACAGCCCUUCGCCAGCUGUGGCCAUUUAUGGCUUGAGAAGGGCAGCUGAAGAGGGAGAGAGAGAACAUGGUACAGAUGCCAAGCAGUUCAUAAUGAGGAUUUUCUAUGUAGAUGAUGGGCUUGCAUCAUUCUCCAAUGCUGAGGAAACCAUCACCGUACUGUCAAAUGCAAGGGAGAUGUUGGCAGAGUCAAGCACCAUGCUACAUAAGAUAGCAUCUAACAGCAACACUGUUUUGGAUGCUUUCCCCCCAAAAGACCUUGCAAAAGGCCUUAAGGAUCUCGACCUGACAUCUGAUCCACUACCACUCCAACGCAGUUUAGGCCUCAGAUGGGACCUUCAAACAGACAGUUUCUCCUUCUGUGUGUCUGACAAAGAAAAGCCAUUUACAAGAAGGGGAAUCCUUUCAGUGGUCAACAGUCUCUAUGAUCCCUUGGGGUUCGUGGCACCUGUCACAGUUCAGGGCAAGGCUCUCGUGAGAGAUGUCUCCACAGAAGAGUAUGAUUGGGACACUCCGUUACCAGAAGACAAAGCAACCCAGUGGAAUGACUGGAAAGAUUCCUUGAAGGAACUUAUGCAGCUCCAGAUCCAGAGAACCUACAUCUCUGUUUCUCUGCUCGCCACAGUAUACAGAGAGAUUUGUGUGUUCUCAGAUGCAUCAACUAUGGCUAUAUCAGCUGUAGCAUACCUCAGGGCAAUCGAUACAGAAGGACACAGCCAUGUCGGGUUUAUCAUGGGGAAAUCCAAGCUGGCUCCACGUCCUGCUCACACUGUCCCUCGUUUGGAAUUGUGUGCAGCCGUCUUGGCAGUGGAAAUUGCAGAGACGAUAAUGGAUGACAUCGAUGUAGAGAUUCACAAAGUCAAGUUCUACACAGACAGCAAGAUCGUACUGGGCUACAUACAUAAUGCGUCCAGAAACUUCUAUGUCUACGUGGCAAACAGAGUGACAAGAAUAAGAAGGUCCUCUACCCCAGAGCAAUGGCACUACAUCAACACCAAACUUAAUCCUGCAGAUCACGGAUCUAGGUCUGUCUCAGCGGCUCUCCUACCAGAUACCAACUGGCUGACAGGUCCAGCUUUUCUAAGAAAUCCAGAAGUAGAUGAAGUUCCACAGCCAGAGGCAUUUAACCUUCUGCAUCCUGAGACUGAUGUAGAAGUUCGCCCUCAAGUUUCAACCUAUGCUACGAAAGCCACAAGUGGACUUAUUGGCUCUUACCGGUUUAAAAGAUUCUCCAGCUGGAAAUCUCAUACUCGAGCAAUAGCCAAGCUUGUCCAAAAGGCUAGAGUCUUCUGGAAAACUUCAGACGAUAUCCAGAAAAAAGAUGAACUCCGUCAAGCAAGACUGGUCAUAUUGAAAACAACACAACAAGAUGUGUACAAAGAGGAAAUGAAAAGCCUAGCAAAGGGUGAAGAGUUGUCUCGACACAGUCCGCUCAAGAGUUUGGAUCCCAUAUUUGACAAUGAAGGAUUGCUGAGAGUCGGAUGUAGGAAUUCAUCAGCAGACAUGACCUGGGAAGAAAAGCAUCCGAUCAUUCUUCCAAAAGACAAUCACAUAUCUACCUUGUUGGUACGAUACUACCAGGAAUGAGUGGCCCACCGGCAUCAUUGAGGAAACCUUCCCCAGCCGUGACGGAAUGAUUCGAAAAGUGAAUGUGAAGGUCAUCAAACAGGGUACCCCUAAGGUUUAUUCCAGACCCGUUUCAGAGGUCGUACUGCUCCUCAGUAAAAAGACAUAGUGGUAUCUUAAAAUACCAGACGGGGAGUGUUAUGCCCCACAAUGCUAUUUUCUAAGACACCUAGUGGUGGAAAUCAGUUUGCAGUUUGUGUUCUAUUUUGACCCUCCUGUUUUGCCGUAGUCAGCUUAGUGAGGGUGUGUUUCAGAGAGCAGUAGAGAACAGUUGAGAGCAGAUGUCAAACAAACAGGACGUACUGCAGGCUUUAAGCUUUCUUUUCGACUUUGAAGACUUUGAAGGUCUAAACCUGACCAGGGACAGACGUUGGUGCCAUGCCUGAGGAGACCACCUGUGACAAGGCUUCGCUCAAUAGAGUUUUAGUCAACUGUUGAGUCCGGGGACUUGCUGAGAGAGUGAUGGAAGGCUUGGUUCAAAUAAGGAGAACUGUGUUUUUACUUAAAACAUUUGAACAAAAUUGACGAUAUCUUGCAAGCUUCCCGAGAAUGACAGCUAUUCAUUUCCCACGAAAUAUGAGGACUAGAAAGUGAAAUUGUUUUUAAGGCACAACGUAAAAUAUUUACUGAUUUACCAGUGUACAGAAGCCCAGAAAAAAGAGAGUACCACUCAAAUGAAUGUUUUUAUGGUGUCAUUUUUUAAAAAAAUCCGAAAAUAGUACAUUUUUCCUAAAAAAUCACCUCAUUUACCCUAACACAGGAAUAACUUAUAAAUAAAUAAUAUAACAGUGUAAAAUGUAUAU